Panthera uncia (snow leopard) is the source of this 3811-nucleotide messenger RNA. It is a transcript of the gene TTLL10, whose product is annotated as tubulin tyrosine ligase like 10. The transcript is spliced from 19 exons. Lineage: Eukaryota; Metazoa; Chordata; Mammalia; Carnivora; Felidae. The coding region runs from base 1567 to 3582 and encodes 671 amino acids. Gene Ontology annotation, biological process: protein modification process. The record is from RefSeq and is a predicted model, not a curated record.
UCCCUCAGCGACACGGCUUCGGCCAGCGCGGGCAGCCUCUCAGCGGGACAGCGAGCUUGCUGCGCCCUUGUCCAGAGCGGGACAGGAGCGUGUGCAGAGGGCUCUUGCCCCGGGCCAGUCACGGCGCCGGCGGGCUGCUCGGGCAGCUCCCAGGACAGGCUCUUUAUUCAACCUCCUGCAGAAAACUGUGUGGUCCUUCGUGAGUCAGAGUUCACUGUGAUCCAGGUGUCUCUGAGCGUGUGUGAGCGCUGGAAUCAACGGCAAAGUCCGGUGUCCUCCUCGCCCGGCUGGCAAUAGGAUCAGGGUCGUCAGACCAGGCCAGGUGUCGCUGCAGUGGCCACAAAGGCGAAAGACGGCCGCCACCUGGGCCUGCGACUUGGCGGGGGUUCACUUCUGCCUCACUCCGGGUGCCCUCUUCCCUGCGACGCUCUUCAGGGGACUGUCCCCCCUCCCCGGCUCCAGGGGGGCUCCUUCCCCGCCGUCCCAGACACCAAACCUGAGUGGGGCCUCAUCCAGCUGCCCUCGUCCUCCUGGGAGCUUCUGAAGUCUGGCCACGCCAUGCCCGCGAGCCCUGACCCCAACAUCUCUGGGCAGAGCCAGGUGGCUCCUACCCACAGAGGCAUCAAACUGUCCUGCAACCAGCGGACGGGUAGCGUGUGGAGGACAGGGCGUGAGCCCGAGAAGGGGGUCAGCAGCGAGCAGCCCCUCCUCCCCUCCGACAGCAAACGCCUCUGGGUUUGUUAGGGGGCGACGCCUCGGUCUCCCCCAAGACACGGACGCCACUGGCAGCUGCAGAAGGACCCGGCCACAGCCUCCAUUGUUCCCCGUCGCUCUCAAAACUUUCCCGAAAGACCAGGCCAUCUGUCCACCUGCACACGUGUGAACUUAAGUCUUUCCUUUGUGAGGAGCCUCAGCUGAGGGAGGCAGGAAGCUGGUUUUUUCCAGGAGGCGGGCAGUGUUCACUGGCCUCCUAAGCUGCUCCAAGGUUGGAUCCCGGUUGGGGUCAGGCUGGGCACCCAGGCCGCUCACCACAGGCUCAGAGGCCCAGCGCUGUCUCAGCCUCGGACCUCACGGCCAGCAGCAGCCAGAAGCCCAGGGCCAAGGAGCAGUGGGGCGGGCAGACAGACCCACCUGUGACCUGGCCGGUGACCCACCGCCUGCCUGCCAGGAAGCGGCCCGAGGACACACCGUCCUAAGCUCCUGGACUCCAAAGACGGGCCAAGAGCCCAGAGCUGGCUUAGGGCUGGGCAGACAGCCUGUCUCCGCUGGGCAGCCCGGCGCAUCAGGGCAGCCCCCGCCUGCAGGUUCUGGGGCUUCGGACAUGGACACAUUUGGGGGGACACCAUCCAGCCCUGCAAGAAGCAAGUGAAGGCACCCUAAGCAGAGACGCCCUUGACCCACACAAGACCCUGGAGGGUGGCGAGGCCACGUGGCUGGACGGUGGACACCACAUGAGAGGCUGUGGUUCGCCAGGGCCUGCCUUCCAUCCUGUACCGGGGUGCCGCUUCCUGCCAGUCUUUUUACCUGACCAGGGAAAGCCUCGCCUGGAAUAAACAGGAUGCCGAGAUGACCCUGCCUCCACAGGGCACCAGGCCCCACGGUCACCGCAGAGACAGGAGCCAGCCACAAGCAGAGGCCCAAGUCCAGGACCCCGGGAGGCACCCCUCCCUGAGGCUAGGACCGAGGACUGCCCAAAGGUCCCACAGAGGGGUGGGGGUGGUGUCUUCCCAGAGCUGCCCCCGCCCUUGUGCUCCCACACCUGCAGCCCGCAGCCACACCCACUUCAUCUACCAUCGGGGACCACCCACUAGGACCCACGUCAGCAGGAAGAGGGGCAAGUGGUCCAGGAUUGCAGGGGUCCGGCGGAGCCACACCCGGGUGCCAGGCUGGGCCCACAAAAGACCGAUGGGGAGCAGCCAAGAGGAGCAGCCCCUGCACCGGCCAAGCCAGUCGGGCCAAGACGCAGACCUCCUGGACGCUGCUGACACCGCCAGGCCUCAGGCCUCUCUCCUGGAGAGGCACCUGCCAGAGGGGGAGAGGCAGCUGCACGGCAGUGGGCAAGGGCCCUACUUCUACAUCGGAGGCACCAACGGGGCCUCCAUAAUCAGCUCCUACUGCAAGGGCAAGGGCUGGCAGCGCAUUGAGGACAGCCGGCGGGAGGACUACAAGCUGAAGUGGUGCGAGGUCAAGUGCAGAGACAGCUACUACAGCUUCCGGGAAGGCGAACAGCUGCUCUACCAGCUCCCCAACAACAAGCUCCUCACCACCAAGAUUGGGCUGCUCAGUGCCCUGAGGGAGUACUCGAGGGUCGUGAGCAGGACCCACAAGACAUCACCGUGUGCCCAGGCCAAAUCCAGAAAGGACACAACCUCCGCCCUUGAGGAGCUCACGUGGACCAGCCCAGGAUGCUUUGGGCCACAGAGAGUCCUGAAAAUGGAAGAAUUUUUCCCAGAGACCUACCGUCUGGACAUCAGGGACGAGAGAGAGGCUUUCUUCACUCUCUUUGAUGAAAAUCAGACGUGGAUCUGCAAGCCCACGGCCUCCAACCAGGGCAAAGGCAUCUUCCUGCUCAGGAACCAGGAGGAAGUCGCCGCCCUGCAAGUCAAGACCCAGAGCAUCGAGGACGACCCCAUCUACCGCAAGAUGCCGUUCCGGGCGCCUCAGGCGCGGGUCGUGCAGAGGUACAUCCAGAACCCACUGCUACUGGAUGGGAAGAAGUUUGACGUGCGUUCCUACCUGCUCAUCGCCUGUGCCACGCCGUACAUGGUCUUCUUUGGUCACGGCUAUGCCCGCCUCACUCUCAGCCUUUAUGACCCCCAUUCCAGCGACCUCAGUGGCCACUUGACCAACCAGUUCAUGCAGAAGAAGAGCCCCCUGUACAUGCUGCUCAAGGAGGACACGGUAUGGAGCAUGGACCACCUCAACCGCUACAUCAACGACAAAUUCCGGAAGACCAAGGGACUCCCUAGGGACUGGGUCUUUACUACCUUUACGAAGCGGAUGCAGCAGAUCAUGGCUCACUGCUUCCAGGCUGUCAAGUCCAAGCUCCAAUGCAAGCUGGGCUACUUCGACCUCAUUGGCUGUGACUUCUUGAUCGACGAGAACUUCAAGGUGUGGCUGCUGGAGAUGAACUCCAACCCCGCCCUGCACACCAACUGUGAAGUCCUGAAGGAGGUGAUCCCGGGCGUGGUCACGGAAACCCUGGACCUGGCGCUCGAGACCUUCCAGAAGAGCCUGCGCGGCCAGAAGAUGCUGCCUCUGCUGUCCCAGCGCCACUUCGUGCUCCUGCACGACGGCGAGGCCGACCUCUGGCCGCGCCCCGGGGGCUCCCGAGGCGCCCUGCGCCCGCCGCCCCCGCUCCGCGCCGCCCCGCGGCCAGGCGCGCGCACGCCCGCACCACCCCGGGGACCCGGCGGCGCGCACGCGCGGCCCCGACCCCCGGGCCGCGGCCCCGACGGCAGCACCCAGAGCCGGGAGCCCGGGGCCGAGCGGCCGCGAGAGGGAGCAGGGGGCCCGGCGCGGGAGCCGUCCCCCGGGCUGGCGGAGGAGGAGCGCAAGAACGCGGGCCAUCGCGGCUCCUAGCGGGCGGGCCAGCGGCGCCCUCUGGGACCUAUAAAGGCUACUUUGUUACCAACGGCCCGUGCUGCGGGUCAGGUGGCCCCAGGCCUCCCCGACGCUCGCCCCCCAAGGCGCUCUCAUGGGGGCUUCUCUGCCGCAUUUCUGGGCCCUGUGCUUGGAGGCCGAGGGUGGAGGGAUGCGGGGGUGUUGUCCUACUGGAAGGGGGAUGAGCUCCCCACAGCCUCCUGCUCUG